Galeopterus variegatus (Sunda flying lemur) is the source of this 549-nucleotide messenger RNA. RefSeq names its product tyrosine-protein kinase Fer-like. The transcript has 4 exons. Gene Ontology annotation, biological process: positive regulation of peptidyl-serine phosphorylation. Lineage: Eukaryota; Metazoa; Chordata; Mammalia; Dermoptera; Cynocephalidae. The record is from RefSeq and is a predicted model, not a curated record. The annotation marks the transcript as partial.
AUGGAGGAGGAAAAGAAAUGUCCCCGUUGUGAGGGUGAGCCGCAGCCUGGUCCUGGCUCCCGAUCCUGUGAACCGUGUGCUCCACUGUUCAGGCCUGAGCCUUCCACAUCAGAAGGCCACAGAUAUCAGGAAAGAAAGGAGAGGCUAUCCAAAUUUGAGUCUAUUCGUCAUUCAAUUGCUGGGAUAAUUAGGUCUCCAAAGUCUGCACUGGGCCCUUCAGCACUCUCUGAUAUGAUCUCUAUAACUGAGAAGCCCCUGGCAGAACAGGACUGGUACCAUGGUGCUAUUCCCAGAAUAGAGGCACAAGAGCUGUUAAAACAACAAGGAGACUUCUUGGUUCGAGAGAGUCAUGGGAAACCUGGUGAAUAUGUCCUUUCUGUAUAUUCUGAUGGACAAAGGAGACACUUUAUCAUUCAAUUUGUUGAUAAUCUAUAUCGAUUUGAGGGCACUGGGUUUUCAAACAUCCCUCAACUUAUAGAUCAUCACUACACAACGAAACAGGUCAUCACUAAGAAAUCGGGUGUAGUUCUGCUGAAUCCUAUUCCUAAG